GGCCUCCGGCGCCUUGCUGGCACCCCCCCUCAAAAGGCCCCUGAUGCCACACAACCAUGGGCCGGCCUUCCUGUCUUCCUCUUGAGCCUGAUGCUUCCCUAGCCAAGUCGUCGACGCUGCCUCUCCAGCGACACCCAGAGCACUUUGUUUUGCUCGUCCACUGACGUAUCGCACGUCGAGCCGCUCGUUUUAGCAACCGUCCCACGGUGCUGUCACUCUUUUGUUGCUGUUAUACACAUUACAUACCUGACGAUGGCCUCCUCCAUCGUCCGGCUGGGCGCCGCGGCUGCCCUAGCCUACGGCUCCGGUGCUGCCGCCCUCCAGUCCUACCAACUCUCGGAGUCAUACAACCCCACCAACUUCUUUGACAAGUUCAACUUCUUCGAUGGCAAGGACCCCAACAGUGGAUUCGUUCAGUACAGAAACAGAACCUACGCCAGCUCCCAUGGCCUCAUCCAGACGGGGACCAACGACGUGACCAUCCGCGUCGAUACGACCGGCACCGACCAGAACGGACGCAGCAGCGUCCGGCUGGAGAGUAUCAACACGUACAAUUCGGGCCUGUUCAUCGCCGAUUUCACCCACCUGCCCUACGCUCCCUGUGGUGCUUGGCCAGCCUUCUGGAUGGUGGGCCCCAACUGGCCCACGGAUGGCGAGAUCGACAUCUACGAGGGCUGGAACCUGGCCCCGACGAACAAGGUUGUGCUGCACACGGAUAGCCCGACCAUCUCGGGCACGUGCCGGAUCCAGCAGGGCGACUUCACUGGCACCCUGGAGUACCCCGACUGCUGGACCAACGACCCGACCCAGCCCAGCAAUGCGGGUUGUGCCGUUGAGGAGAAGAACGGCCUGUUCGGGAAUGCCGCCGGCGGCGUCUACGCUACCGAGUGGCAGGAAGACAGCAUCAAGGUCUGGAGCUGGUCUCAUAACAGCGUCCCCGCUGAUGUCACGAGUGGCAAACCCAACCCGGCGAACUGGGGUAAGCCCACUCUCGCCGCGGGCAGCCAGUGCGAUGUCAAGUCGGCAUUCCGCGACAUGCGCUUGAUCCUGAAUAUCAACUUCUGCGGUGACGCUGCCGGCAACACCUGGCCCGGAUCUGCGUGCCAGAAGAGUACCAAUGUCCCCGCGUGCUAUACCUACGUGCAGUGGAACCCGCACGUCUACAACAGCACGUUCUGGUCCGUCCGGAGCAUCAAGGUCCUCGACUUCGACUACGACGUCGACCAGGUCCUCGACUUCGACUACGACGUCGGCCAGGUCCUCGACUUCGACCACGACGUCGGCCAGGUCCUCGACUUCGACCACGACUACCUCUUUGACUUCGACCACGUCUUCAAUUUCGACCACGACCACGUCCUCGACCUCGACCAGCACGUCGACGGCGUCCCCCACCUCCACACCGCCACGGAGACCGAGAGCGACUGCCCUGAUGACAACGCCACCUCCACCACGACCGGUGCUGCCACCACGGAGACUGGGUCGAGCACAAGCACGACGGCUACCGCGACUGCCACUGAGACCGAGAGCGACUGCCCUGACGACAACGCCACCUCCACCACGACCGGUGCUGCCACCACGGAGACUGGGUCAAGCACGACGGCUACCGCGACUGCCACUGAGACCGAGAGCGACUGCCCCGAUGACAACGCCACCUCCACCACGACCGGUGCUGCCACCACGGAGACUGGGUCGAGCACGACGGCUACCGCGACCGGGACCGCUGCGCCUUCCAGCUCGGUCCCCGACGUGACCGAUAUUGUCACUGCUACCGCGACCGCGACCGGAGGCUUCACCACGUCGACCAUUUACACCACGAUCACGUCGACCAUUACGUCGUGCGCGCCGACCGUGACCAACUGCCCCGCGCGCACCGUUACGUCGGUCAUCCCCAUCGGCACGACCGUCUGCCCCGUGACCGAGGCCAGCUCGGCGCCGGUGACGACGGAGACGGCCACCCUGCCGGAGGGCUGGACCACGUCGACCGUCUACUCCACCAUCACGUACACGAUCACGUCGUGCGCGGCGUCGGUCACCAACUGCCCGGCCCGCGUGACCACGUCGGUGGUUGCCGUCGGCACCACCGUCUGCCCGAUCGCGUCGCUCAGCGCCAGCCCCAGCACCAGCGCCGGCGUCAACCCCAGCGAGGUCGUCAGCACGGUGCGCUCCUUCACCACCGUCUCCAAGACGACGACCGUCGUGCUGCCCCGCCCCAGCGGGUCGGCCGCCGGGUCGUCGUCAUCGCCGGUCCUCGUCGCCAGCCCGGCCCCCUCCUCCUCCGCCGGCUCCUCUCCCGCCUCCCCCUCCGUGCCGAGCGUGGUGGUCGGUGGCAACAACGGCACCGCCUCCGUGCCGCCGGUCCAGGUCGUUACCGCCAGCCAGCCGGGCGCCAGCACCAGCCUGUCGCAGCCGGUGACUGCCGGCGGCGGCCGCAUGAUGGCGGGCAGCGGGCUGAUGGCGCUGCUGCUUGGUGCGGCCGCGGCGAUGUUGAUCUAA
This is a messenger RNA of Thermothielavioides terrestris NRRL 8126, 2493 nucleotides long. Its product is annotated as glycoside hydrolase family 16 protein. The transcript has 4 exons. Lineage: Eukaryota; Fungi; Ascomycota; Sordariomycetes; Sordariales; Chaetomiaceae. Gene Ontology annotation, biological process: glucan catabolic process. The record is from RefSeq and is a predicted model, not a curated record. The coding region runs from base 253 to 2493 and encodes 746 amino acids. Gene Ontology annotation, molecular function: hydrolase activity, hydrolyzing O-glycosyl compounds.